CCAUGUUCUCACGAGCUGUCUGGGCCCGUCAGGCCGCUCCCCUGAGGCGUCAGGCCUUUGCUCCUCUUGCUCGUCGCUCCGUCACCACCGACGCUGCUUCGGCGCAUGCUGAGAACAUCCCGGAGGAAGAUGACAAGCCCUUUACCGUCCGUCUCUCCGAUGAGAGCUUCGAGACCUACGAGCUCGACCCCCCCCCUUACACGCUCGAGACGACCAAGAAGGAGCUCAAGCAGAUGUACUAUGACAUGGUCGCCAUGAGACGCAUGGAAAUGGCCGCCGACCGUCUCUACAAGGAGAAGAAGAUCAGAGGGUUCUGCCACCUGUCGACCGGUCAGGAAGCCGUCGCCGUCGGCAUCGAACACGCCAUCACCCGCGACGACAAGAUCAUCACGGCUUACCGUUGCCACGGCUUUGCCAUGAUGCGUGGUGCCACGGUUCGCUCCAUCAUCGGUGAGCUGCUCGGCCGCCGUGAGGGUAUCGCCUACGGCAAGGGUGGCUCCAUGCACAUGUUCGCCCCCAACUUCUACGGCGGCAACGGUAUCGUCGGUGCCCAGGUCCCUGUCGGCGCUGGUCUGGCCUUUGCCCAGCAGUACAACGAUGAGAAGACCACUAGCAUCGUCCUGUACGGUGACGGUGCCUCUAACCAGGGCCAGGUCUUCGAGGCCUUCAACAUGGCCAAGCUCUGGAAGCUUCCUGUUCUGUUUGGCUGCGAGAACAACAAGUACGGUAUGGGUACCUCUGCGGCCCGCUCCUCCGCCCUGACGGACUACUACAAGCGUGGACAGUACAUCCCCGGUAUCAAGGUGAACGGGAUGGACGUUCUGGCGACCAAGGCUGCGGUGCAGUACGGCAAGGAGUACGCGGUGUCCGGCAAGGGCCCGCUGGUGUUCGAGUACGUGACCUACCGCUACGGUGGACACUCCAUGUCCGACCCGGGCACGACCUACCGCACACGCGAGGAGAUCCAGCGCAUGCGCAGCACGCACGAUGCCAUUGCGGGGCUCAAGCAGAAGAUCCUCGACUGGGGCGUCGUCACCGAGGAGGAGCUCAAGACCAUCGACAAGACCGCCCGUGCCAACGUCGACGCCGAGGUCGCCGUCGCCGAGCAGAUGGCCGUCCCGGAGGCCAACUCCCGCAUCCUCUUCGAGGACAUCUACGUCCGCGGCUCCGAGCCCCGCUGGAUGCGCGGCCGCACCGUCGACGAAACCUUCUACUACUAAUCCCCCCCCCCCGCGCCAUCCACUUGUCU
Messenger RNA from Penicilliopsis zonata CBS 506.65, 1249 nucleotides. RefSeq lists its product as hypothetical. Gene Ontology annotation, molecular function: pyruvate dehydrogenase (acetyl-transferring) activity. Lineage: Eukaryota; Fungi; Ascomycota; Eurotiomycetes; Eurotiales; Aspergillaceae. The annotation marks the transcript as partial. The transcript has 4 exons. The record is from RefSeq and is a predicted model, not a curated record. Gene Ontology annotation, cellular component: intracellular membrane-bounded organelle. Gene Ontology annotation, biological process: pyruvate decarboxylation to acetyl-CoA.